Molecule: messenger RNA, 6309 nt
Organism: Bursaphelenchus okinawaensis
Lineage: Eukaryota; Metazoa; Nematoda; Chromadorea; Rhabditida; Aphelenchoididae
Source: the annotation of a GenBank genome assembly
AUGAUAGGUUUGGGCAGGGUAAGACAGAAUAGGGUACUGUAAUGUAAGGUAUAGCUGGACAGAGCAUAAAAGCGUACACAGUAAUGUAGGGUAGGGUAGGAUUAGGUUGACAAUAGGGUAGAGUAAUCUAGGGUGGGGUGAGCUUAAAAUUGAUAUGUCUUUAAUUAUAAGCCUAAAAUGAAAAUAUAAACCUAAAACAGGUUUUAUUUUUUUUAAAUUUUUGAGUUUAAUGUAAUGUGUUUUUACACUCAAUAACACCGUGUAAGCCUAUAGUUAUAUCGUAAAUAUAAAAAAUGAUUUCAGAGUUUAAAAUACUGCGAUUACCUACACGGCAGAUGGCAUUUCCAAGAGAUUCGAGCCAUUUUCCUACGUCGAUACAAGCUACGAUAUGUCGCUUUGGAACUGUUUUUGUCAUCAAGAAGUGAGUUUUUCAAUUUACACCCUUAUAUUUACGUUACCUUUACCCUUACUCCUAAUUAGACCCCUACUUCGACUCUUACCUCCGCUCCUCCUUAUAUCCUUACCCCUAGGUCUACCUCUAUCUUUACCUUUAUUCCCACCUCUACCCAUACUCAUACCCCAACCUGUUCUACCUUAUACUGUAUUCAUACUGUAACCUCUUUUUUCAGCCGCAGUAAUGUUCGCCUUCCCCUCCCAAGAUCUGGUGAAAGCCGUGGUAGAGCAUUUGCCACGAGUAGGCGUCGGAGUCAAGUAUGGUCUACCCCAAAGUCGAAAAACCUCCCUCAUGUUGCCACGCCAACUCUUCAAACAUUCGGAUAUGCCACAGAAGUGGCAGCGACGUGAAAUCUCCAACUUUGACUACCUAAUGUUCUUGAAUACGAUUGCGGGAAGAAGUUACAACGACUUAAAUCAAUACCCGAUCUUCCCGUGGGUCUUGGCCAAUUAUGACAGUGAGACAUUGGACUUGAGCGAGGCUUCCAACUUUAGGGAUUUGUCAAAGGUAGGCGUGUGAAUAUCAAACUUUAGUCUUAAAGGCUUAUCUGUAUCAAAGGUUAGGCUUAAAAAGCUUAUGAAAACCAAAGUUCAGGCUUAAAAAGCUUGUGAAUAUACAACUUUAGGCUUAAAUUUUUUUUUGAUUUUAGGUAAUAAAUGUUGGUUUAUAGUCUAAAAUUAUGUUUCAAAGUUUAAAAAUUGACGUUAAGGUGAAAAAAUGAAAAUUUAGGCUUAAAGGGCUUAUGAAUAUACAACUUUAGGCUUAAAAAUUAUUUUUUUUGAAAAUGGAUUUUAGGUAAUAAAAAUUGGUUUUUAGCCUAGAAAUCAGGUUUAGGUUUUAGAGUUAAAAAAUAGAUGUUGGGAUGAAAAGUUAUAAUUUAGGCUUAAAACAUAAGCUUUAGGCUUGAAGAUUAAUUUUAGGUAACAAUUUUUUUUAAAUGAUAAAUGAUAUCUUACUGUACAUAUGAGUUAUUUUACUCUAUUUCACCCACUUUUACCCCGCCUAAUGAGCUAUUCCAUGCUUUGUCUAACCUUUCUUUAUAUUACCCUACCGUAAUGUGCUAUAGCUUACUCUACCUAGAUUUACUCUUCUCUAUCUUACCCUACCUCUUCUCUACAUUGCCAUGAUUCGCCUUAUUCUAAUUUACUUUACUCUACCUUACUUUACUCUAACUUACCUUACCCUAAUCUACGCUACUCUAUCUUACCCUACUCUACCUUAUCCUACCUUACUCUACCCUGCUGUAUCUUACCCUACCCCACUGUGUUUUAUUGAAUACUACCAUAGCCUGGUCUGCUCUAAUCUACUCUACCCAGUCCUACUCUACCCUACUUUUACUCUAUUCUACUUUACUCUACCCCUACUUUAAUCAAUGAUUUCAGCCAAUCGGAGCCCUAUCAGAGAGUCGUCGCAAACACUUCCAAGAGCGUUUCAACAACUGGGACGAUGAAUCAGUGCCAGCGUUUCACUACGGCACCCACUACUCGACUCAGUCUUUCACACUGAACUGGCUCUUCCGCCUAGAACCGUUCACAACCUACUUCCUGAACCUCCAAAGUGGCAAAUUCGACCAAUCCGACCGCCUCUUUCACUCGAUCGCCGAAGCCUGGAAUCAAUGCCAAAAGGACUCGCACAAUGUGAAGGAACUGAUCCCGGAACUGUUUUACCUGCCGGAAAUGUUCUACAAUCAAAACGGAUACGAUUUGGGUGGGUUUGGAUGACGAAGUGAUGUCUUUGGUGUGUGUCAUGAUGACGGAUUUUUUAUGUCGUCAUGACACAUUUUUUUGGAAAAUCUAGAAUUUUUUUUUGCGGAUUUUUUUGAUUGUAAAAUACGAUUAGUCACUAUUUUUCAAAAAUAUUUAAAAAGGUGUUUUAUAAUAUGUCAUGAUGACGAAUUUUUUAUGUCAUCGUAACACAUUUUUUUGGAAGUUUUAGAUUUUUUGUGGAUUUUAUGUAAACUAUGGUCAGUAUUGAUUUUUUGAAAAUAUUUAAAAAAGUGUUUUAAAAUAUGGCAUGAUGACGGAUUUUUUAUGUCGUCAUGACAUAUUUUUUGGAAAUUGUAAAAUUUUUUGUGUAGUUUAUGUAAAAUACGUCCUCUUUCGUUUUUCGCUUUUUGGAAUAUUUAAAAAGGUGUUUUAAAAUAUGUCAUGGUGACGGAUUUUUUAUUUCAUCGUGACACAUUUUUUGGAAAUUUUUUUUACUUUUUUAAUGAUAUAAAUGACGUUUCUAUUAAAAUGAAUGUAAAUAUGUGGGUUUUAAAAUAAGUCACGAUGACAGUUUUUUAUCAUCUGUAUGUAAAUGGUGUCAUUUUAGGCCAAAGGUCCGAUGGCCAAUCAGUGAGCGACGUGAUACUGCCAAAAUGGGCCAAAUCGGCCGAACACUUCAUCACCGUCCACAGACAAUGCCUCGAGUCCGACCUGGUCUCAUGCCAACUAAACCAAUGGAUCGACCUCAUUUUCGGCUACAAACAACGCGGCCCCGAGGCAGUCCGCGCCACCAACGUAUUCUACUAUCUAACGUACGAAGGCGCGGUGAAUCUGGACGCAAUCGAGAACUCGGAUACCCGGAAGGCGUUGGAAGAGCAAAUCCUACAUUUCGGCCAAACUCCAGUCCAGUUAAUGACCGACCCACACCCGCCAAGACACUCAGUCAUGACCAUCAGCCCAUUGAUGUUCCAACCAACUCGAGACGACCUUUGUAUGCUCAUGAAGUUCAUCUCGAACAGUGCCGUCGUUCAUCUGAGUGCGAACACCUUCCCUCAGCUGGUGAACCCGACUGUCAUUUCGGUGGCUCAGAACCUGGUUUUUGCUCUAAAUAAGUGGAAUCCCGUUAGUAGCCGUAAGUUUUAUCAUAUAUUAGGUGCCGACAUAAAGAACCCGCCAUUUUUUACAGGAAAUUACAGGAAAAUUAUAAUGGCGGGUUCUUUAUGUCGGCACAUAAUAAUUAGCUGUAGCUUGUUCAAAUAAUUCUGUGCUCCAUUUCAAGACAAAUUUUCAGGGUGAGGGGGCACAGGAUUAUUUAAACAGCCUAAUUGAAGCCAUAUGCAAAGGCACAAUAAAGCUUAGGUCGGUAGUUGUAGUAUUAGAUUGCUCAAAUAAGUAUGAGCCCCCUCUCAAGCCAAAUUGUCUGGUUUAGGGGCACAGAAUUAUUUGAACAACGUAAUAGAAGUGUUAGGAAUAUGCAUGAUGAAGCUCUGUGGCUAUAAGAAGCAGGUCUUGAAAUAGACACGAUAAAAGUUUUUAUUUUUUGGGCGGGGUAAUUUUUUUGGAUGCAGGGUGGGGGGAGUUAAAAAAAAUUUUUUUUUGAUUUUUUGAAAAAGACCCAAAAAUGAGUUUUUAAGUUAUUUUGAAAGUUUUUUCUUGUGGUAGUUGAGCGGAAGAUUUUCAGUGUAAUUUUCACUGAAAAUCUUCCACAGAACUUCCACUUUUAAAAGUGUCAAAAACGCGUUUUUUGACCAUUUUAAGACUUCUUUAGAAAUGGAAGUUGAGUGAAAGAUUUUCAGUGCAAAUUACACUGAAAAUCUUCCACAUAACUUCCACUUUUAAAAUUGAUUUUUUAAAACAUACUUUUCAGAACAAGCAGGCAACACCCCGCGAAUCGGUCAAUCUCUACCAGGCGAUAAACUAGGCCAAGACGGCCAAUCCACCACGAAUGAACUCCCUCUAACAGUCGACCCCCUGCUAGCCGUGGGCAACCCAUCCCACCCUCCGCCGAAACGCCACCUUGGCGAAGCCUUUGACCAACGUCUUCAAGUCACAACUAAUAACUUUGUCACUUCAGUCGAUUCAAAGUCUAUCAUCGCUUGUGGUUACCCAGACUACAGCUUCAGGGUCAUUGACGCCGAAUCCGCCACGGUAAAGCAGGUGGUGUAUGGGCAUGGAGACGUGGUAACAUGCUUGGCCAGAUCCGAAUCAGCAUUGUUCGCUGACUUUUAUGUGGCUUCGGGAUCGUACGAUUGUACCGUGGUGUUAUGGCACUUUAAUCAACAUACACAACAAAUUGCUGGAGAGUAUAAUCAGCCGGGUAAGAGGAGGAAGAGAAGAAGUGAACAGGGGGGACCAAGCUCAACUUUUUGUAAAGCAAUUCCACAGGGCUCAAUAUUUUUUGAAAAGCUCAAUAUUUUUUGAAAAAUUUUUUUAAUGAAAAUGUGGUUUGAAAGAGAAACAGUUAUAUAAGAUAGCAUAGGGUAGUAUAGUUAUAACAUUUUUAAGGCAUGGGUCAUCAAAAUUGAGUUAACAAAUUUUUGCAAAAAAAUGCACAGGGGGGACCAAGUUCAAUUUUUCGAAAAUUUUGAAAAAAAAAUUUUUUUGCGUAAAAUCACAUUUUAAAUGAUACUAUUGUAAAAGGUAGUAUGAGUCUUUACAUGCUUGUCAUGGACGCGGUAAAAUAAUUUUUUUAAUUUUUUAAUUUUUUGAAAAAAAAAUCCACAGGAGAACAGGCUCUAAUUUUUUAGAAAAAAAUUUUUUUUUGAUCAAAGUGACAUUUUUAGACAGAUAUUGGCGUAAAAUAGUACCAGACGGAUCAUAAGAAAUUGUUUUUGAAAGAGCUUUAAAAAUUUUGAAAUUAAAAAUUAUCGAAAAAAAUCCACAGGGGGGACCGAGCUCAACUUUUUGAAAAAAAAUCCACAGGGCACCAGGCUCUAAUUUUUUAGAAAAAAAAUUUUUGGAUCAAAGUGACAUUUUUAGACAGAUAUUGGCGUAACGUAGUAUUAGAUGCAUCAUAACUGACUGUUUUUGCAAUAACUUAAAAAUUUUUGAAUUUAAAAAUUUUUGAAAAAAUCCAUAGGGGGGGGGGACCAAGUUCAAUAUUUUCAAAAAAAAUAAAUUUUGCUUUUUUCCAGGCGAAUCCCCCGCCCCUCGUGCCAUCCUAACCGGCCACGACUCGGAAAUCACCGCCAUUGCCGUAUCGGCCGAACACGGCCUCGUCGUAUCAGGCGCCGCCGAUGGCACAGUACUAAUGCACACGACGAACGGCGAUCUACUACGCUCAUUAGUAUGUCACGAACUCAACCCCAACCACAAAGGACCAAUGCCCGGCGUUUCGAACAUUCUACUGAGUAGAGACGGUUUCGUAUCAGUAAUUUAUGGCCAAGAAUACAUUGCUACCUAUACGACUACUGGUAAUCAGUUGAAUCGACCGGCACACAAAAGCACCGACCAAAUAUUGUGCGCCACGUUGAGCCGAGAUGGAGAAUACAUCAUUGUGGGCACGGAAAAUGGCAAAAUAUCGAUCGUUCGAGUGUUCCCGCUUCAAAUGUUGUACACUUUCCAGGUAUGGUUAUAUUGUAGUAGGGCUCGGUUUUUGGGCAGGAUAAUAUUAUAGUAGAGGGGGUAGGUUGUAGGAUUCUCAACUUGUUUUUAAGCUUUUUAAAUUUUUAAGGUAAAUAAAGGCAUUUCAAAUGAUAAAAAUAAAUGUUUUGCACAAUUUUAAACCCUUGAAACGGAAUGCCAAAAAUGCGGGAAAAUCAAAAUUUAAAUUUUUUAAUUGGUUUUGUGGUAGUUAAAGGUUAAUAUCAUAAAAUACGGAAAAAAUAAGAAAUUAUUCGUAUUUUAGGAGCAUUUUCCGCACUUGAAACACAAUGCCAAAAAUUGCGCGAAAAUUUAUAUUUGAAUUUUUAUCAUUUAUUUUUGAGUAAAAACAAGUAAAAAUAGAUUUUCGAUGACAAAAAGUCUUUAAAAACAAUAGUUUUUAAAACUUUCGUAUUUUAGCAAACCGACAGUGCCAUUCGUUGUGUGGCCUUAUCCAACAAUCAACGCUACAUUCUUGGCGGACUGGAAAGCGGCGCCGUGGUCGUAUUCAACGUCGACUUUAACAAAUACCACUACGAAUACAAGAAGCGAUACGGACAUUUGUGA